Messenger RNA from Lycium ferocissimum, 1131 nucleotides. RefSeq lists its product as uncharacterized. Bases 1 to 1131 code for a protein of 376 amino acids. Lineage: Eukaryota; Viridiplantae; Streptophyta; Magnoliopsida; Solanales; Solanaceae. The transcript has 3 exons. The record is from RefSeq and is a predicted model, not a curated record.
AUGGUUGAAGGUGAUGAUGUUCCAAUGGAAAUUCACAAUGAUAUGGGUGUUAGAGUCUAUGUGGAACUGAAGAAAGAGAACAAAGCAUUACCAAUGUACCCAUUAUGUAUCAUUACAACUGAUAGAAGCAUGGAGAUAUGUAUAUCGGGUGAGAGUUGUGUUGAAGGUGAUUAUUUGCAAAUCGGAUACACGAGUCAAACGAAUAUAAUGGAAACAGUAGGUUCCCGUGAUUUGGCAUCAUCAAAUUGUGGAAAGGCUGAUUUGUUAUUCGAAAACAACAAGGGUAUGGUUAUUGAUGACAAGAACCAAAAAGUAGUUGCGGUCGAUCGGGUAUACAAGGAUAAAGAUACAUUAAAAGCUGUGAUGGUGAAUUAUGCAAUUACAAACAGGUUCAACUAUCGGACAGAAAGGAGCAAUGCAAUAAGCUACACACUUGUGUGUGUAUCGGGAGAGUGUGAUUGGAAAUUCAGGGCGUCAAGUGUAGGUAAGUCAGGAAUGUUUAGAGUUAGGGAGUUUCAAGACAAACAUACAUGUCCGUUAAAGGAAAAGGUUUAUUCCCAAUGCCAAGCUACAAGUCGGUUGAUAAGUGGGAUUGUCAAACCAAAAAUAUCAAAUCAUAAGAGGAAAUAUACGCCUAAAGACAUUGCGGAGGACGUCAAAAAUGAUUUUGGAAUGGAUGUUUCAUACAUGGUUGCUUGGCGGGCCAAAGAAAAGGCGCUGAACGAUUUAAUGGGUGAACCGGCUGAAUCUUAUAAAAGAUUACCUGGAUAUCUAUACAUAUUGGAUAAGACUUACCCGGGUUCACAUAUCAGAAUGCGUAAAACCCGCGAAAAUGAAUUUCUGUAUGUUUUUAUAGCAUUGUAUGCAUUUAUCAAAGGCUUUGAUUAUUGUCGGCCAAUUGUGGUAGUUGAUGGAAGCCACUUAAAAACACCAUACAAUGGAACAUUUGUCUCGGCAAGCACAUUAGACGGUGCAGGCAACAUACUUCCCUUAGCAUAUGGUGUAAUUGAUUCUGAGAAUGACAGAUCAUGGACGUGGUUUUUUGAGCGUUUCAGAGAAACAUAUGGAAUUAGAGAGAAUAUGUGUAUCGUAUCAGAUAGGCAUGAAAGUAUAAACAAAGCUUGUUUGUAG